Molecule: messenger RNA, 534 nt
Organism: Closterium sp. Yama58-4
Lineage: Eukaryota; Viridiplantae; Streptophyta; Zygnematophyceae; Desmidiales; Closteriaceae
Source: the annotation of a GenBank genome assembly
AUGGACAAGCUGUGGUCGAUCAACAAGAAGCUCAUCGACCCCGUGUGCCCGCGCCACACCGCCAUCCUGCUCGCCGCGCGCGUGCCGCUCACCCUCACCAACGGGCCCGAUGCCCCCUCCGUGCGCGUGCUGCCGCGGCACAGGAAGCACCCCCCCGCGGGCAUGAAGGCGACUGUUGUCUCCCGGUGCGUGUGGCUGGAGGGAGCUGACGCGUGCGUGAUUAAAGAGGGGGAGGAGGUGACUCUGAUGAACUGGGGGAAUGCGAUUGUGCAGAAGAAGACCAUCCGGACGGGGAGUGAAGGGGACGGGGGAGGGAAGGAGGGAGGAGGGAAGGAGGGGGGAGGGGAGGGCGAGGGGGAGGUGGAGGCGAUAAAGGGGGUGCUGCAUCUGGCGGGGUCGGUGAAGACGACCAAGCUGAAGCUGACGUGGCUGGCAGACAGCGAUGAGCUCGUGCCUCUUACUCUCGUGGAGCUGGACUACCUCAUCACCAAGAAGAAGGUAUGUUGGUGUGGUGCUACUGUGAUUAGGGAGUAG